This is a messenger RNA of Amyelois transitella, 4725 nucleotides long. It is a transcript of the gene nes, whose product is annotated as lysophospholipid acyltransferase 5. Gene Ontology annotation, molecular function: 1-acylglycerophosphocholine O-acyltransferase activity; lysophospholipid acyltransferase activity. Gene Ontology annotation, biological process: lipid modification; phosphatidylcholine biosynthetic process. Lineage: Eukaryota; Metazoa; Arthropoda; Insecta; Lepidoptera; Pyralidae. The transcript is spliced from 4 exons. Gene Ontology annotation, cellular component: membrane. The record is from RefSeq and is a predicted model, not a curated record. Bases 157 to 1605 code for a protein of 482 amino acids.
UUCGUCACGUCCAUCACCACACCACACCAGACAUUUCAAUUCAUUCAUCUUUCUUUCAGAAUUUUCAGCUGUAUUCACGUCAAGUGAUAUUUUUUUCUUGUAAAGUGUAACUUAAAUUGAUUUAAAAUACAUUGUGUCGGCAAAUAAAUAUAGGACAUGUUCGGCACAGGCCUUGGCCUUCUGGGCUGGUUAGGGCUCAGCCCCGUACCCUUCAUAGCCUCCGCUAUAGGCACAACUGAGCCAGCACUACGUCUGCUAAUAUCUAUUAUACUGGGAUAUCCCUAUGCAGUAAUAUAUCACAAAUAUGUACGAUCAGAAAAACAAUUUCGAAACCUUUACUUCAUUUUGACUGGACUCGACUUGGCAUAUUACAAUUUUGGCUUUUCGCUGUACCACAAUUUAAUACCAGCAGUGGUGAUAUACCUCACAACAAUGUUCCUGAAGCCGGGCAAAUUAAAUGCGAUCGUAUCAUUCGUGUUCAACUUGGGCUAUAUUUUAGUGGGUUACAUAGUGACCGAAUCUGAGGACUAUGAUAUCACGUGGACGAUGCCUCAUUGUGUGUUGACACUGAAAUUGAUCGCGUUAUCAUUCGAUUUGUGGGACGGCCAGUUGCUUGCUAAGGGUGAAAAGUUGUCUAGUAACUCCAUGAAGACAGCUUUGGUGGAACAGCCUACGUUUGUGGAGUUGCUCGGUUUUGUGUAUUUCCCGGCUUGCUUCCUGGUGGGUCCCAUCUUCUCGUUCCGCCGGUACAAGGAUUUCAUUGACGACAAGUACCCACUGGACACAGAAGCCAAGGAAUAUGGACAGCAAGGCAUGCAGAGGCUAAUACAAGGGAUAUUGUAUUUGGUCGCGUUCCAAGUUGGCGGAAGCGUGUUCAGCAUGAAGUACAUGCUGUCCGAUGAUUUCUCAGAAAAUUCAUUCUUCUACAAACAUAUGUAUUGCGGGUUGUGGGCUCACUUCGCUCUCUACAAAUACAUAUCGUGUUGGCUUUUGACAGAAGCCGCCUGCAUCAGAUUCGGAUUGUCCUACAACGGCAUGGAGGGCGCGGCGGACAGUCGCUUCAAGACCUCCAAGUGGGACGGUUGCAACAACAUCAAGCUGCUUAGGUUCGAAACCGCGACCAAGUUCCAACACUACAUAGACAGCUUCAACUGCAACACAAACUAUUUCGCCGCCGAGUACAUCUACAAGCGGCUCAAGUUCCUCGGUAACAGGAAUCUUAGCCAAUUCUUCACGUUGCUCUUCCUCGCCGCGUGGCACGGCAUCAGGUCCGGUUACUACGUCACUUUCUUCAAUGAAUUCAUCAUUAUGUUCAUGGAAAAAGAAUUGGAAUCGUUAAUGGUGAAAACGAAAAUGUACGACCGAAUGUGGUCUCAUAAUGUUGUCAAAUAUUUAUUGUAUAUAGUACUCAAGAUGUACACAAUAGUUUUUAUGGGCUGGAGUCUUGUACCUUUCGAUUUGAAAGUGUAUUCGAAAUGGCUCAAGGUUUAUUCUAGUCUUUAUUUUUCAGGGUUUUUUUUGUUCUUGCCUUGGGCGUUUGCGUAUAAACCGCUAAUUAAAAUGGCGAUUACUCGUCUGCACCUUAAGAAGGAGGCGGCGGAUUAAUUUGCUCAAUUUUGUCGUGAAGGCAUGUCAUACUCAUUGUGCCUCUUCGUAAUGAUCAAUAUGCGACUUUGGAAGUCUGAAAGUGUUGUUGCGUCAGUAAGUUUAUCGAUAUCGAUAGUGUACAAUCACACACUAUUAGAAUAUUAAAAUAAUAUAUAGCAUUGCCCAAACCCUAUAGUAUUAAUAUUGCUACUCUUUGAUGUUCUUGCAUGUUUAAUAACCCUACAGCAAUAAAAGGGGUGUUCUUGAUAUGAUGCGUCUGUUUUUAUAUUUGAACGACUGUGACAUCGUACAAAAUGAACGUAUAAACAAAUUGUGAGAAUGUGCUUAUUAAAUUGGGUAGCGUAGCGGUCAAAUUGGACUGGUUCAUAGUUAAAAGAAUAUAAGGAAAUAAUCUAUGAGCCUUUUUUUGUUGAUAAAUUAAUUUUCUAUGCGUACACUUCAUAAUAAUGAAAGUACUGGUGUUGACAGAACGAAGAUAAAUAAUAAUUAAAAUUGGUCAUUAUGAAAAUAAUACAGUAAUAGAUUAAGCAUAUUGUUCUUUAUGAGUAGAGUGAUAUAUAGUUGGUUAAGUAGGCAAAAACGCUAAGUGAUUUGCGUAGGAUAUAUUUUUAUUUCUUUUAUUUUCAUAAGGUUUACGAACAAUGCUUCAAACUUCGCUUUUAUGCUAAUUACGAUGUACCUUUUAUUCUAAGCAGGUGACUGGGAUGUAAGUCAAUUUGUAAUAAAAAUGAAAAUUGCAGUGUACGUAAAUUUUGUCACAAAAUCUAUUUUAUUUUGUAUUUAAAGGUAACUGUGACUGGCUAUCAAAGUUGUUGAAUACCAAAACUGGGGGCGUAUCGGAGACGGUUAGUGACAUUGAUUUAUUUGCCACCACGUCCUGGAAACUCAUUUGGACAUUUCAUAUAAAGUGUCAUCUGUCAAUAUUGAAGCAGGGGUUAUCUUCAUAAAGACCAUGUACCUACUUGUGGUAAUAAUUGUAAGACAGUUUGGGUCUAUGGCUCUUUGGCCCUGGUAAUUAAGCUAUCUUUCUGAUUACUAUCUAACCAUUUGUUCUAGUGUCCGUUCUGAACGUACUAUUAACAAUUCUGUGAUGGCGGUCUCUCCGUGUUGGGUGUGUCCAGUUACAUACAAACUCCAAUAAUACAAAACGCACGCCUUCGGUUUUAGGCAUGGCGGCUUUUAAUGACCAACCGAAUCCCCUGUUACUUCAACCAUUAAUAAUAAUAAGGGUUGGCAUCACGUUUCUUUCAUUCCAACGUGUCCCAUUUAUAGUUUAAGUAGGAAUGCUCAUUUUCUGAAUUUAUAGUAUAAAAAUAAGCUUAUAAAAUUUAAAAUACCACAUAAUUUGCAUUUAUUGUGAAAUUCACUUUAACAAUUAAUCUGCAAUUUUCAUAUUUUCAUGUGUUUUAUUAUUAUCAUUAUUUUAAGAAAAUAAACGUACCUGAGGCACAUAAUAAUUGUAAUGGUACAGUGGCAUCAAAUAAUAACACUUAGGAUAGUUUUAUAAACGAUCAAAAUUUACCUGGUCCACAAAAGCCUCGAUGGCCCGAGUCGAUAUUGGCUCUGAUAUCGAUAACAUUUCAGCCCCUCACUAUGUAAAGCUAAGUGAUUACUCAGAUAUAUACUCAGCUUCGUAAAUCGUAACAGGUCGACAAUCCUUAACUAUAUUCAAUUGAUGGUAGAUUUAAAAGAAGGCUUGCUUCUCAUUAAAUAAAAGUAAAUUACAAAUCAACAUGACAUAUUGACAUCCAGUAAUAAGGAACAGUGGGUCUAUUCACGAACAUUGCAAAGGCAUGUAUCUUCCCUGUCUGAUUAAAAUAAAUUGAAUUAACUUCGAUGUUAAAGAAAUGAAAGUGUAGUGUGAAGUGAAUAAACCCGACCGACCGACCUGGAACAAACUAUCAAAAGCACAAAAUAUAAUUUAGGCUCAUUGUUUGACAUUUACUUUAGAAUUUUUCAUUAAUUAAUUGCUCAAUUCCAAAUGAAUUUGUCGUCUAAAUAAAGUUAUUUCGAAUUAAAAAAAAAAGGUUUUCUGUUUUAUUUGUAAACUUAAAUUCUUACGUACAUUUUAUGGUUUAUCUAUAUCUUUAUUUCUCAUAAUGUUUACCCAUACAAAAGGUUAUAAUAUCAGGUUUGUAACAAAAAAUACAUGAAGUUAGAUGAAUUAAAGGCAAUUUAUGUGUUAAAUUAAACAACACUGUCACUGGAUGAGAGAAAAAUAUUCUUUGUCUAUUUUUUGCGGCUGACAACUUACAAAAAUCUGUAUUUUAUGAUUUUGCAAUAACGUUGUUUCUCAUGGUAUUUUCUCUAGUAAUCGUAAUAAAUCAAAUUUAAAUAAUCAUGGUAAACUUAUGCACUGAAUGUCAAUUCCUUAAUACUUACUAAUGCGUAAUAAAUAAUAUAAAUUAAAAAUCAUUAAGAAGAUCAAUAGUUAUGAAUUGGUUAUAUAUUUAAUUGAAACAGAUAUGUAUUUAUAUAGUUUGUGAAUUAUUUUUGAAAAAAAAAUUGUAUAUUUUUUUGUGUAUUUAUAUACUUACAUAUUGUAUUGUAACAGAGAAAUAUUUGGUUAUAUUGUAUCACAUAAAAAUGUGAAGCUGAUUUUGAAAAACCGCCGCGGUUUUGUCAAAUCAAUAAAUUUUCGGACUAGCAUUUUUUUUUCCUUCAUCUAUUAACUACUUGUCCCCGUAUCUUAUCUUUAAGGUAAAAGAAAUCUUUAUUCCUAUUUUACUGUAUUGUAUUUUCAUUUAUAAAGCAAUUUCGUGAGACCAGUAAACAAAUAAAAAAUUCCGAAUAAUGUUAUAUUUGAAACUUUUCGUCACAAUAUUAUAUGAAUCCGUCUGGCGUUAGUCCCGGCUGCGUCAUCACCUUUGUGGUGAGGAACCCGCGAAUUCUUACCUAUAGUUAUAAUUUCAUCUUUAAAUACUAUCGCCUGUCAAUAUUCACCAUUUUCAAUUUUUCCAUUUUUCCUAUGACUAGUCUGUAACUUAAUGUUCCAAGUUAUUUAGAUGAGAUAAUACUUAGUUGUAACGGCUGGACCGACGGGGCUAUAUUUGCCUUGAAAGAUUUGUAAAAGUUGAGGGAUGGUUUUGGUGUAUACAAUAAAGAAAUCACAAAUUA